This is a messenger RNA of Exophiala spinifera, 1659 nucleotides long. RefSeq lists its product as uncharacterized. Lineage: Eukaryota; Fungi; Ascomycota; Eurotiomycetes; Chaetothyriales; Herpotrichiellaceae. Bases 1 to 1659 code for a protein of 552 amino acids. The transcript has a single exon. The record is from RefSeq and is a predicted model, not a curated record.
AUGGACGUUAUCCUCACAGACAGAUACGAAGCUCGUGUAAACUUUCUCCUUGCCAAGUAUCACGUCCCGGGGAUAAGCAUCUCCAUUACCAACGCCAAUCGGACUGUGUCCAAAGGUUUCGGUCUCGCCAACGUCGAACCUCCUCGACCAGUGACAACCGAAACCAUCUUCGACUGUUCACGGGCCGGCAUGUCCCUGACUGCUGCAGCAGCGGCAACCCUCGUCGCAGACCAGCGCGUUCGCUGGGACACCCCCGUCCCAGAACUGCUCCCCGGGUUCAGACUCCACAGCUGGGAUGAACCCAAAUUCGCAGACAUACUAUGUCACAAGUCUGGCGUUCCGGGUCACCCUCACAGUAUCAUGAGCCAGACAGCCGAGCAUCCAGACACGCCAGCUUCGGUCGCGAACAAAGCUUGCUAUCUGGAGACGAACUCGGACAGGUUAGAUUACUAUAGCGACCUGAUGUACACGACAGCAUCGUACCUGAUCGAACAGAUCUCCGGGCAGAGCUUCGAGUCCUACUUGGUCUCUCACAUUCUCGUACCAUUGGGGAUAGAGUCGACGUACCUCCAACCCAGCCGCGUGCAGGCCACGCAUCAAGCCCACCACCUCGCCACCUGGCACGUGUACGAAGAAAAUUCUCACAGCUACAAAGCCGUAGCGAGUCGAGACAAGCCCGAAUGUCAAGGCGCGGGCAUGAUCUACAGCACAGCCGCUGAGUUUGUCAAGUGGCUUCGUGCUCAACUUAGACUCGAUCCCGCACUUUUCGGGCCUAAGAUGUACCGCACGCUCCUGAAGGGACGCACGUACAGCACUUGCCUCGAUCCACGUCCUUUCAUGACCCAGCCACAAUACACUUUAGGCUGGAACGUCAGACACUACCGUAACCAUCGUCUGGUGUAUCAAGAGGGCAUGAGCCGAGCAAUGUUCGUGCCCGACGCCCAGGAGCCGUUUGGGUUUGUCAUUCUCGGCAACAGUGCUGGCAUAAAGUACGUGGCGGAGAUCCUGGCAAUGGAGCUUGUAGACGAGCUUCUCGGUUUCCCAAAGGAAUGGCGUGGCCACUGGGAACCUUUGGAAGAUGUGCAGGUGCAGUUCGAGCGCGAUCUAGCCCUUUGGACAUAUGGGCAAGUGGAAGAACAAGCUCUCUCCUCCUGCCUGGAUGGCUACAGGAGACCCAGUGACAAGUCGCAACAAAGGCGAUCUACGGUCACACCAUACCCACUGACUGCAUACACGGGCCGAUACAGACAUGCCGGGUACGGCGACAUCGUCGUCACGACCAAGUUAACAUCUGCCACACUGGUUAACAAUGCCGCCCCAAACGCGUCAGACAUGGAGACCACGAUGAUCGAGAGACUCUACAUCGACGCCACUGAUCGUACAGUGCCAUUUACUCUGACCCUCUAUCCCCUCUGCUUCUGCGAAUGUCAAGUCCACCGCGGUAUCAUGUCCAAGUUCCUCGGUCUCAAAGAGACUGACCAGCGGUCGGGAUUCAUUCACGUUGCAGCCGAAACGGCCCCUCGUCCUGAAUGUCAAGCCGACGCUGAAUGGGGCAACUUGCUUGAAGGGGAAGCCCCGAUUAUACAGGAGAUUGGGUUGGAUCUCUGCCUUGACCUUCGUACUCCCGACUUGGUCUGGUUCCGAAGGGUGUCCGACUAA